AUGGGUUCUUUCGUUUCCCAGCCAGUUGAGCCAGUCAAGGACGUUGCGCCUCCUGAGGUCGCCUCCUCCGCCAACCCCGUGCCCGUCAUUGCACCCGGAGCGCCGACCCCUCCAGCGGAAGCCCCUCUGUUUAAUAACUGCUGGAGCUGUCGCGUGCUCUCCGGGUCCGGGCUGAUAGGGGCGGGCGGGUACGUGUACUGGGUGGCACGGAAGCCCAUGAAGCUGGGAUACCCGCUGGGUCCAGGGAGUAUUGCGCAGAUGGUCUUCGGCAUCAGCAUUGCUUGCUGGGGUGUAGUCAUCCUGUCAGACCCCAAAGGGAAGGCCUCCCGCGCUGGUUGA
Molecule: messenger RNA, 339 nt
Organism: Lipotes vexillifer (Yangtze River dolphin)
Lineage: Eukaryota; Metazoa; Chordata; Mammalia; Artiodactyla; Lipotidae
Gene: DMAC1
Product: distal membrane arm assembly component 1
Exons: 2
Coding region: 1-339 (112 amino acids)
Source: RefSeq, a predicted model, not a curated record